ACAUCAUUGUUUUUAGAUAUUUCACAGAAUUAUCUCCAUUAAUAACAUUCUAGGGUUACUUUUAUAAAUUUUCUAAAUCCAGUGUCAUCAUCGUGUCGGCAACCCCCUCUGGCAAACAACCAAAUUAAAAGACUGAAAAUUUAGGUUAGAGUGACGUUAUACUAUUCACUACUAGUUGUAGUAUUCUGGAAUGCAUCAUUGUGAAAUAGGUUCGUUACUAGUUAUGAAUUUUCAUUCCGCUCGAUUAUAACGCCCGUGUGCUUGGUUAUUUACAAAUUUUAAAUACAAAUAGCUAAAUUCACGUGUGUAACUUUAAAAAUAACUAAUCAAAAUGAAUAUAAAAAGUACUGGGAAUAUCUCAUCGAUAACUUUUAUUGUCAUGUUUGGCUUUUUGUUUUAUACUGGAUUGCACGAAGGACUUCUAGGCUUCACGUACUGUUUUGCAGAUACGCUAGAUUCAUCGAAAAUAUCCAAUAAGCGUCCUGUGGACCUCUUUACUCCAGAAGAACUGCAAUUGUACGAUGGUGGUCUGGAUAGUAAAGGACUGUAUUUAGCAUUUUUAGGGAAAGUCUAUGAUGUGAGGGAAGGAGCUCAGCACUACAAACCGAGUGGUGGUUAUUCAUUUUUUGCAGGUCGUGAUGCUACUCGAGCAUACGUCACAGGAGAUUUUUCAGAUGAGGGGCUGAUUGAUGAUGUCAAAGGACUUUCAAAUGAAGAAAUGAUGGGGAUCAAUAACUGGAUGGAGUUUUAUGACUCUGAAUAUGUUUAUGUUGGAAAGGUAGUUGGCAGAUAUUAUGAUAAAGAUGGACAUCCCACACAAGCCCUUCAGGAUGCUUUAGCAGCCAUUGAAAAAGCCAAAGCUAAUAAAAGAGAUGAGGCAGAGGAGAAACAGAUAUUUCCACCAUGUAAUUCUGAAUGGAGUGCUGAAAAAGGUGGCAGAGUUUGGUGCUCUAAUAAAAGUGGUGGAAUUGACAGAAACUGGAUUGGUGUGCCACGAAAACUGUAUCGUCCAGGAGAAACAGAGCCUCGUUGUGCAUGUGUACGUACAUCAGGACCACCCUCAGGCAGCUCUGACACAACAGAGCAUGAAAAUAGAGGAGACCUAGACAGUCCUCUUCUUAAAGAAUAUCCAAAUUGUUCUCCAGAAUCUGUGACUUGUUCUCUUUCCCCCUAGUUUAAACAUUAAGUAUGUGUUUCUUUUCAGAGACCAAAUUUUUCAUUAAAGAACAAUUAUUUUUGAUUACAUUGACUAGUAUCACUCAUAGUAAUCAACUAAACAAAAUUAGUGUAUCCAAUUAUUACUAUUUUUAAUUAUUCUAACUAUCCAAGUAAAAGAAAUAUUUCCAUUAUGAUUUCUCAUUAUUAUUUUCAAUUAAUAUUAAUGUCAUGUCUCACUAAAAUAACCAACUAGUUGAAAUUUGUAUUUCUGGUGAUCACUAUUUUUUAUAUUAGUUGAAUUUUAUUAAUGAUUAAUCUAUUAGCAAGUUCCAUUAAUCAUUCAGCUCUUCGUACCAGUCAACCUUCCUGUUUGUAUCUUUUGACAUGAACUUUCAGACCACUUCCGGCUAAAAGUAUUGUCAUCUACUAGGAGUAAUGUGUAUUUUUUUCACUUAAUUCCAGUACAAAUUGUUCUAUUGAUUUCUUCCACCUGGAAUUAAUUUUUUGUACAUCUCGGAUAUUCUUUCUUGAGCCUUUUAUAUCAAGAUGUAAGUUUAGUUGUCAUAUAUGUAAGUCAAAUGGUGGGUGUUACUACUAAAAGUAAGAGUAUUGUCAAGAACUAUGAUGUUAAUUAAGUUUGGCCAAAUCAUCAACAAGUCAUUUUGAAGUUUUCACACUUGAAAGAGCAAAAAUAAUGGGAUGCACUUAUUUUAGUUUUGUUUUACAUGUUUAUGAUAUCUGGUGAUAUUACCGUAGAAUAUUUAAAACUGAAAAUUGAUGUGAUGCAUUAGAAGUAUGUGUGUGCUUUGAUAGUAAUAACCAUGUUCACAGAUCAUAAUUUAAAAAAACUUCUGUAUGUAAUAUUUCUUAGUUUCCAUAUGAAAUUAUUAUUUCAUACUAGAGAGUGCUUGUGACUGGAGUUUACAGUAAUCUUUUUUCAUAUGGUUAGUUACGUUUUGAUGUAAAACUAAUAUGUUAAGUAUUGUUACGUCUCUGUAUGUUUGCUUGUUAAUUCUUACAAGAUACAAGUCCUUUCUUUACAAAACUUGUUUAUUCUUCCUCAAUACAACUUUGUAAUGUACUUAAUUUUCACAGUAACACACACUAUAGUUCACAACAAUUCACUCACUUUCUAUCGUGCUUGGACUUAAUUGUCCGUCCCCGCAAACCACAGUUCCGAUCUCUGUGUCUGCUAUCCUCAGUUCCCGCCGACCGUAACCUCUGUCUUUCUUUCUCUCUGCCUGCUUCGUCUCAGUCUUUGUCUCCACUAUUGCUUCAACUCUGUCUGUCUCUCUCACUGUCUAGCGCACUUAUAUACGAUAAUACUGCCUGUUCUAGAAACUUCUAAGACUCUCAACACGUGCUACCAGCGUCAAUUGACUCCCGCUGUCGCAACACACUAGCGAAUCUUCUAGAAUAUUGUCACGUGACCCCGCUGUCGUAACACACUAGCGAAUCUUCUAGAAUACUCGUCACGUGACCCCCACUGUCGUAACAGUAUUAUCAUGUGAUGUGAUAACACUACAAAUGCAAUAAGUAGAUUUUCAGAUGUGAGUAGAAUAAACAGUUUAAUUUGUUAGUUUUUUGUGCUAAACUUGUAUAGAAGUAACAGCAAAAUAAAAUCAUUAAGCUGAAUAAAAAAGAAAUUUGUAACAAUAAAUUGUGAUAUAUAGCUAUGUAUGUUUUUCAAAGUCUGAAGUAAUCUUUGAAAUUGUAUUUUGUAGCAAAUCCAAUGUAUAUUGUUAUACCAACUCAAAAAAGUAUAAUUAGUCAAUUAUAAAAAAGUUUAAUCUUACUUGUAUCAACAAGGAAAGCAAGAAAUGCAUAGGUUCAUCAAAAUCUACUUGUAGCUUUAAAUUUGAUGUAUUUAGUUUUUGAUAAAUUAAAUCUAUGCAUUUUAUUAAGGUAAAUCACACAUUUUGGAUGUAGAAUGACUGUAGAAAGAAAGUUAAGAGUAGAAGAUUGUGUAAUAAUUCAAAAACGUUUGUACAGAUAAGACAGGUAUGUGAUCUUCGUCAAGUUAGGCUAGGUUAGGAUUGUAAAAAAACUGCCUGAAUAAAUAAAUUGAAUUUAUAAGAACCGUAACUUUGCCCCCUUUUCAGUGAAACUACCAUAAAUUUUUAAUUCUGUACUGUACUGUUGGCUUGUACAAAGGUCAUAAGGUGGGAUCUUUUAAUAAAAAAUUCAUAAUUCUAUUUAGAUGCAUAGAAAUAACAAGAUUUAGUGGCAGUGAUGGUACGUCAAUUUACCCAUACAUUACUCAUACCUCUCUAUGUAUACAUAUAUAUAUAUGCACAUGUGUUUGUGUAUUUGUGUAAUAUAUACCUCUACAUAAUUAAACAUUAAAGAAAGUGAAAUGGAAA
Limulus polyphemus (Atlantic horseshoe crab) is the source of this 3521-nucleotide messenger RNA. RefSeq names its product neuferricin-like. The transcript is spliced from 4 exons. Lineage: Eukaryota; Metazoa; Arthropoda; Merostomata; Xiphosura; Limulidae. The record is from RefSeq and is a predicted model, not a curated record. Gene Ontology annotation, cellular component: membrane; endomembrane system. The coding region runs from base 332 to 1174 and encodes 280 amino acids.